Molecule: messenger RNA, 3603 nt
Organism: Aplysia californica (California sea hare)
Lineage: Eukaryota; Metazoa; Mollusca; Gastropoda; Aplysiida; Aplysiidae
Product: transient receptor potential cation channel subfamily A member 1 homolog
Biological process (GO): transmembrane transport; monoatomic ion transport
Cellular component (GO): membrane
Molecular function (GO): protein binding; monoatomic ion channel activity
Source: RefSeq, a predicted model, not a curated record
AGCAGACGAAAGCUUUUGGGGGGUAAAUGCGCACUCAAACGUGAACUAUAGGCUAGUCAGGCAGCGUAGGUUUUAGUGUUGGUGGGGUCCGGGUCCGCUCAGCCAGUGCUUCUAAAACACCUGGUUGUCUUGCAAUAUACAGAGCAGAGGAGGAAUCUGUGCUAUAUCAGAGUGGUUUACUAUGUUUUAAAUUUCAAGUUUCACAUACUCAAACAGAAUGGAUACCUUAGCAAGACGCCACUCCGGUGAUGCUCGCGAAGGCGUCAUGGAGCUGACAAACUUGGUCACCAACCCUGUCGCAGUGCCGGGAGAACUGCCCUCCAUUGGCCUCAGGAGAGAUGAAAGUUCUGAGGCCCUCAAUCUUACACUGCAUCAGUGUGCAAGAGAUGGAGAUGAGUACAACAUGAAAAUCCUGAUCCGCAACCUGGGCAAUCAUGUGAGGAAAAAGAUCAACCAGUAUGACGAGGAUGAUCUCACACCUCUGCACUACGCCGCCCGCUACAACCAUCUCAGUGUUGUCAAGCUCUUGGUGGAAAGUGGGGCUGAUGUACAAGCCACUGGUGAGGAUGAUGUCACUCCAUUGCAUCACGCUGCCAGGUAUCGGCGGGAAAAGAGUAAAAAGAAAGACACACCCACUGAAGGACCUGAGGAUGAUCCGGGGCCGCCUGUCAUUGAAGAAGAAGAACCUGAAAAUGAGGAAGUUAUUGCCAACAAUACGGAGGAAAACAAACCAGUCUCUUUAGUAGACGGUAUUGGAGAGUCUGACACAGAGCUCAUCACCCAGCUUGGGGCGAACGGUCUUGCCUCCUUGGUGGACAACUACGAGCAAGAGAAAGAAGAUAGUAUUGUGAACUACUUGGUCAGCAAAGGUGCCAACAUCAACACGGUGGACAUUUAUGGACAGACCCCGCUGCACUUUGCUGCCAUGCGGGGCAACGAGGUGGCCUGCAGAGAUCUCCUCUACUUCAGAGACAGAGUCAAAAUUGGGUACGAGGACAAGCAGGGUAUCACCCCGCUGCACUCGGCAGCCAUUCACAACCACCUGGAGAUCGCCCGCAUGCUUCUGGAGGCCGGCGCUGACCUGAUGUGUCGCGACAAGGAGUUGUCCACGCCCUUGCACCACGCCGCCUCCGAGGGCAACAUGGACCUGGUGCAGGUGUUGUUUGAGGCCGGGGCGCGGACCAAGGAGGCCUGGGUCACAUUGUCUGAGAUGGUGAGUGCCACAGACAUUGAGUCGAGCACUGCCCUCCACGUGGCUGUAGACAAUGGACAUUACGAAGUGGCAAAAGUUCUGCUUGAAAAACGUGCGGAGGUGAACAAGCCCCGUAAGCACUUCAUGUACCCGCUCCAUUUGGCCGCCCAGUCCGGUGACAUCCGUAUAGCGAGACUCCUGGUGGAGAACCACGCCCGCAUCGACGCGGUCAACAGCGACCAGGCCACCGCACUCCACAGGGCCUCGGCGCUCAAUCACGUGGAGGUGGUGAAGUUCCUGGUGGACAGGGGUGCUCGCAUCAACCGUCCAGACAAGGACAACUACACCCCGCUCCUGCUGGCUGCCACCUACGGCAAUGUGGACACUGUGGAGCUCCUGCUGCAGAAGGGGGCCGACUACAGGGCCGUGGACAAGUACGACAAGACGGCCAUCUUCAUGGCUGCGGAGGAGAACAAGAUGGUGGUUCUGGAGAAACUUCUGUCAUACCAACAAGUGAAGCGUUUGGUCAACGACUGUGACUGCUACGACAACUCCCCUCUUCACGUGGCUUCAGAGAACGGCUUCUUAGAAAUCACUCAGUGCUUGCUGGACAGCGGGGCUGACUUGGAUGACAAGAAUGAGGAAGAGCAGACCCCUCUUCACCUGGCUGCCAAGUAUGGCAGAACCAACAUCGUGAGGGAGCUGAUCAAACGAGACAAGACCAUAGUGAACGACGAGGACGAGAACUCCAACACGGCCCUCCACCUGGCCGCCCAGUACGGCCACAACAAGGUGGCCAAGGUGUUGCUGGACCUGGGGGCCGACGUCUCUGCAAGAAACUACAAUCAGUGGACCCCACUGGAUCUGGCCGCAUCCAAGGGCUGGACGAAGACCUGCACCGUCCUGCUGGAGGAAGACGCCCCCGUGGACCCCACGGACAAGAACAAAACGACCCCACUGCAUCUGGCCGCGGGUUUCGGUCACUCGUCGGUGGUGGAGCUGUUGCUGGACUGGGACGCCGACGUGACGCUGCAGGAUGACGAAGGGCGCAACUGUCUGGACAGGGCCAUAGAGGACCACCGCAUAAACGUAGCCAUGGCUAUUGUGAAUUCAAGUGUGUGGAAGGAUGCCUUGCGAAAUGCCACCAGAGACCCAACGACAGGCUAUGUUGACACUCCGAUGAGAAAGUUGAUCAAAAGGAUGCCGGACGUGGCCGAGAGAGUCUUUGACAGGUGCUUGAGCUACGGUCAGGAAAAGAACCCGGAGCGCAUCGACUAUGAGAUCUCCUUCGACUACGAGUUCCUGGACGACAUCUACGCACGCUGGAUACAGGAGGGCAUCAAGCGGCAGGAGGACAGCUCCAGCGACUACGCCUCCUCCUCAGGGAGUUCCUACGGUGGGGAUGAUGACGAGAUCCUGUCCCCUGACGCUCAGCCUUACAGUAAAGAUUCCAACGUGCUGAAGAAGAACCAUCCCCUGUACAUCAUGAUCCUGUCGGAGAGAGAGGACCUGCUGGCCCACCCGCUGGUCACGUCUCUGCUCCAGCACAAGUGGAACACGUUUGGCAGCUUUUUCUACUACUUGUCCUUCUUCAUCUACUGCAUCUUCCUCACCUUCAUCACGGCCUACAUGGUCACUUCUGUACCGCCUCAUGUAUUCUUUUACAAAUUUACCAAGCCAAGCUCAACUACUUUGGGUGGACCAACUUGAUUGAGUGGAUCGUCUAUGUGACUGCCCUGCUUCUGGUGAUCAGCUUCAAUGACUGUCAGAGGGAAACAGGAUAUCGCUACGUGUGGCAGUGGCACCUGGGAGCUAUCUCAGUGUUCUUGGCCUGGAUGGACCUGGUGCUGUUCAUCCAGAAGUUUCCCCAGUUCGGCAUCUACGUGGUCAUGUUCACAGACAUCCUCAGGACCUUCUCCCAGUUCUUCAUCGUAUUCUUUCUCUUCAUCAUUGCCUUUGCUCUCGCCUUCUACUCGCUCUUUCAAAACCAGGUCCCAUUUGACAGUGUGGGAAAGUCCAUUGUCAAGACAUCUGUCAUGAUGAUUGGAGAGUUUGAGUUCGAUUCCAUCUUCAAUGAAGCAAGUGUCGCUGUAAAUUAUGCUGCCGCCUCCUACAUCAUCUUUAUCAUCUUCCUCAUCAUCAUGAGCAUUCUCAUCAUGAACUUGCUGGUCGGUCUGGCUGUCGACGACAUCAAGGCUGUACAGGAGCAGGCCGCCCUCAAGAGGAUGGCUAUGCAGGUGGAGCUCGCCCUGGAUGUGGAGCGGAUCAUCCCGGAUUUUAUCCGGAGAAAGGCCUUCACCCGCCGAUCCACUAUCCGACCCAACAGACUCUUCAGCAAUCCCGUGCGGAGAUUGUUGAGCAACUCUUACCUCAGCCCUCAGGCCCUGCAGAAGGCUUUGAAUCCUGAAUUG